UUUGUGCUUUCAGUAAUAUACAGUGAGAGUUCCUUCGUCCCUCGGCCACCUGCAAAUUCGCAAGCCUUUCGCCGCCUUCUACUACUCCCCAAAAUCCUCACUUUGCAAUAUUUUUUUACUUCUCUCUCUAAAUCUUCUUUAUAUUUUCAAGAAGUGCAGUUGUUUAUCUUGGAGCUCAAAAACCCAAGUGACUUGGGUUUAGCUGUGAAGUUUUCCACUUUUUCGGAAUGCUAUGUUGAGCAUGUGGACACCCAAAUAUUGGUGAUUUCAAGAAAAAAAAAUGUAUCUUUGAGGAAAAUACUAGUUCAAGAAUAAGAUUUUCUUGCAGAAAGUUGGGUGUUUUUUUUCUUUUUUGGGUGAGAGCUUUCUACUUUAGUGAACUGAUCUUGGAGCUGAGUGUUAAUCUUGGUGUUUUUUUUGAAGAGUGUUACUGGACCAGGUGUGGAAGGGCUCCUAAUAAUGCUUGAGUGCCCAAACAUAGAUCAAUUCUGAGUAGCAGUUAUCACACUUGUUCAUCAUGCCUCUCUCUGAGUUCUUGAAAAUGGCUAUUGGGAAGCUUGAAUCUGGCCAGCAGAAGAUCUCAUCUACCACAAAUCUGUCUUCUUUUCCUGAGAACGACUUGAUUGAGCUUAAAUGGCAAAAUGGUCAGAUUGUGAUGCAAGGACAGUCCAGUAGUGCUAAGAAAAGCACUGUUCCUAAUAAUCUUCAGUCGAGUGCCUCAGGGGAUCGAGACAAGUACACGGGAAAUUCAUCAACCUCUAAGAUUGGGAAGUUUGGUCUGAUGGACACCAUGUUGAAUGAUAUGUCAUUAUCUGUGCCCACUGAUGAAUUAGAUUUGAUUCAAGAGGAUGAAGGGGUGCCUUGGUUAGGAUAUCCAGCAGAUGACAGUCUGCAACAAGAUUAUUGUGCUCAACUAUUACCUGAAAUAUCUGGUGUGACGGCAAAUGAACAGUCCAGACAGAGUGUAUUUGGUUUAAUAAAUAAGAGAGGUAGUUCUGACAAGAUGAUUGGGGAUUCACAUAGUGUUCCUGUUCAUAAUGCUGUGAAUUUUGAGCAAAGAAAUACAUCAAAGGUAUCUCCCUCUUCCAGAUUUAGCCCGUUAAGUUCAUUGCCAUCUCAGAAAGGUCAUGCGUCAAUACCUACCCUAGAAUCAGGAGUUUCAGAUAUCUUUAGCAGUAAAAAUAGCAAUACUCCAAUGUCUGUUUUGGGGGAUUCAAAUCAAAGUAAAGCUUCAGCUGGUGAUGUUAAAAGCAAUAAAAUUCAAAAGCAAAACAUGCCUGGAAAUAGGUCCAAUUUGUUGAACUUCUCGCAUUUCUCAAGACCUGCUACAUUUGUUAAAGCAGCUAAGCUUCAAAGUAGUACUGGCGGUUCAAAUGUCUCAGAUUCACCUAUCUUAGAAGCAAAGGGAAAAAAAGGAGGAGAAAAAGUGGCAAUUGGUGAUAAUCAUGUUAGUGCUGCAGCAACUGAAAACUACUUUACUUCCAAGAAGGAUAAUGUUCCCCAUUAUCCAACUAAUGGGGUACCUUUUCAACUCGAGUCAAGACCAUCUGGAGCUAGCUUUCAUGAUAGAUCAUGUCAGGUUGAACAGUCUGAUAAUGCAUUCAGAGAUUGUUCAAGUAAUAAUGAAAACACCCGUGAUCAAUUUACCGGUGCUAAGGCAACCAAGGAUAUUGCCGAUGGUGAGAGAAAUGUUGAACAUGGGGUUGCUUGCUCAUCUGUAUGUUCUGGUAGCAGUGCAGAGAGAGGAUCAAGUGAUCAGCCUCUUAACAUAAAGAGGAAAACCCGAGAUAAUGAGGAGUCCGAGUGUCGAAGUGAAGAUGUUGAAGAAGAAUCUGUUGGUAUAAAAAAAACUUGUGCUGCUCGAGGAGGUACAGGUUCAAAGAGAAGCCGAGCUGCAGAGGUGCAUAAUUUAUCUGAGCGGAGGCGAAGGGAUAGGAUUAAUGAAAAGAUGCGUGCAUUACAGGAACUAAUACCCAACUGCAACAAGGCGGAUAAAGCUUCAAUGCUUGAUGAAGCUAUUGAAUAUUUGAAGACACUUCAACUGCAAGUACAGAUAAUGUCUAUGGGAACAGGGUUUUGCGUCCCGCCAAUGAUGUUCCCUACAGGAGUGCAGCACAUGCAUGGAGCCCAGAUGCCACAUUUCGCCCCAAUGAGUUUAGGUAUGGGUAUGGGGAUGGGAUUUGGGAUGGGUAUGCUUGAGAUGAAUGGUAGAUCUUCUGGCUACCCCAUGUAUCCAAUGCCCUCUGUGCAAGGAGGGCAUUUUCCCUCACCUCCUAUUCCUGCUUCCACCGCUUAUCCAGGAAUAGCUGUAUCUAAUCGUCACGCCUAUGCACAUCCUGGUCAAGGACUUCCAAUGUCAAUUCCUCGAGCAUCUCUAGGUCCUUUGGCAGGGCAACCAUCAACUGGUGCUGCUGUUCCUAUGAAUGUUGCAAGGGCAGGAGUUCCAGUGGAGAUACGGAGUGCACCACCGAAUUUGGAUUCCAAAACUCCAGUACACAAGAACUCACAGAUAGUCCAAAAUGCUGAAGCUAGCCGCCCACAGAAUCAGACAUGCAGUCAGGUACAAGCAACAAAUGAAGUUCUGGAAAAAUCAGCACAAAAAAAUGACCAACUCCCAGAUGUUAUUGAUAGUGCAGCGAAUAGGUUGACCAACUGAACAAAUGUGCCUGGAAAUGAAGCUGGUCCCAGUUUGUAGACACAACUGUAGGUUCUGAUCAAAUGUCGGUUUGGUUCCAUCCAAGGGAAGAAGUCAUUUUCUCAUUUAGUGGAAGGUAGCCCCUUUUAACUCCAACCGAUGUGCAGUUCUGAGAAUUUAUUGUUACCGGAGAUGCCUGUUAGAGUUUCAGAAUGAAAGUUGGUUUUGCAACAGCCAUCAGAAUGUAGACAAAUGCAUGCACAGUUUUUGGUAAUGUAAAGAGACCAUAAUUUUCUCCUUCCAAUGUAAACAUCAAAGAUAUGUAAAAGCAGGGAGUGGACUUCUUCCUGGCAUCUCAACAGUGUAGUGUGUAUCAGAAAUCAACGUUCUUCAAAUAAUAAAAUAGCGCAAGCAUUUCUCUUA
Molecule: messenger RNA, 3058 nt
Organism: Solanum verrucosum
Lineage: Eukaryota; Viridiplantae; Streptophyta; Magnoliopsida; Solanales; Solanaceae
Product: transcription factor PIF3-like
Exons: 9
Coding region: 518-2656 (712 amino acids)
Biological process (GO): regulation of DNA-templated transcription
Molecular function (GO): protein dimerization activity; DNA-binding transcription factor activity
Source: RefSeq, a predicted model, not a curated record